Molecule: messenger RNA, 3047 nt
Organism: Carassius carassius (crucian carp)
Lineage: Eukaryota; Metazoa; Chordata; Actinopteri; Cypriniformes; Cyprinidae
Product: leucine-rich repeat and fibronectin type-III domain-containing protein 4-like
Exons: 2
Coding region: 45-3047 (1000 amino acids)
Molecular function (GO): protein binding
Source: RefSeq, a predicted model, not a curated record
AAAGAAACCACACACAUCAGCACUACAAAGUUGACACUUGAAACAUGAUAACUGAUGUCUUUCUCUUUCUGCUUUUUCUAGGUCUGUGGAUCACUCCACUAUCUACCAUGCCGGACUCCCCACCACUUCAGCCAUUCAGAAAACCACAUCUGUCCCACAUUUUAUACCAUCCUCACAGGAACACACACUCACCCUCAUUGCCCUCUCAUCCAUCCAUCUAUUUGAACCAAAAUAUCCUCAAACCCUCUGAAGCAUUUUGUCAACCUCCGCUGUGGUCAAAGUUCACCAGCAAAAACUCACUCCCAGACACAACCUCACCGACACUGCCACUGCAGUUACUGGCACUGGUCACUUUUGCCUGCUUGCUGCCUGCUCUUUUCAGUCAGAUUCCAGGAGCUGUAGCUGGCGAGACGUGGGGUGUAGUCUCAGCGUGCCCCUUCCAUUGUGUCUGCAGGAAUCUCUCCGAAUCUCUAAGCACACUUUGUGCCGAUAAAGGUCUUCUUUUUGUCCCACCAAACAUUGACCGCCGAACUGUUGAGCUUCGCCUUGCUGAUAACUUCAUUCGAGAAGUGGGAGGAGCUGACUUUGCCAACAUGACGGGACUGGUGGAUUUGACAAUAUCCCGGAAUACCAUCAGUCACAUCUGGCCACUGGCAUUUGCAGAUCUGGAAACUCUUCGUUCGUUGCACUUAGAUGGCAACCGACUCUCAGAGCUGGGCCCACGAGACUUAGUAGGCAUGAUAAACCUGCAGCAUCUAAUUCUCAACAACAACCAGCUCAUCAAUAUCUCCUCUGAGGCCUUCGGUGACUUUUUAUUCACUCUAGAGGUCUUGGACUUAUCUUAUAACAAUCUGUGCAAGGCUCCCUGGAAUGCCAUUCAGAGUAUGGCCAGUCUGCAUACUUUGAACCUAGACCACAAUCUCAUUGACCAGAUUGCUGAGGGGUCUUUUAGUGAGCUCUACAAAUUAGCUCGAUUAGACAUGACCUCCAAUCGGCUACAGACUUUACCACCCGAUCCAUUGUUCGCUCGCUCCCAGACAGGGGUUAUCAGUCCUACACCCUACAAUGCCGUAAUAAACUUAAAUUUUGGGGGUAACCCAUUACACUGCAACUGUGAACUGCUUUGGUUGAGGAGGCUGAUCCGCAGUGAUGAUAUGGAAACAUGUGCUACACCCCUUCAUUUGGCAGGACGUUACUUCUGGUCUAUCCCUGAGGAGGAAUUUGCCUGUGAGCCUCCGCUAAUUACCCGACAUACACACAAACUCUGGGUUUUGGAGGGUCAAAGGGCAACACUCAAAUGUCGUGCUUUUGGUGAUCCAGAGCCAGUGGUGCACUGGGUCUCACCAGAUGACCGCAUUAUUGGCAAUUCCAGUCGUACCACAUCUUUCCGAAAUGGCACUCUUGAGCUACAUGUGACUAUUGCUCGUGAUGAUGGGACAUACACUUGUAUUGCUAUCAAUGCUGCAGGUGAGGCCACCUCACUUGUUGACCUGAAGGUUAUCCCCCUCCCUCAUCGUGGAAAUGGAACGAUAUUGUUAGCUCGUGACCCAGGAUUAUCAGACAUCACCAGAGGGAAGACUUCCAGUGGGCAAAGUUCUUGUCUGGACACUACCAGUGACCCCCAGGAGGGACCGGUGGAGGGUCAGGCAGAGAGUGAGGAUGUGGUUAGCAAAGGGAUUGAGGAGCAGAUGGUGGGAGUACAAGGAGUGACCUCCACCUCAGCACAAGUGCGAUGGGAUAAGGGUCAACUGAUGGGAGCCAGCCUGGUGUGUAUGUAUCAAAUACAGUAUAACUGCACUGCUGAUGAGACACUAAUUUACAGGAUUCUGCCCCCCACAAGUGACAGCUUUCUACUGAAAAACCUGGUCUCUGACUCAGACUACAAUUUGUGCGUGCUAGUCAUUUUUGAUGACACAGUCACUUCCAUGGCCGCCACAAAGGUCCUUGGUUGCACCCAGUUUAGCACCAAGGACAAUUACCCAGACUGCCGUUCACUUCAAGUCCACUUUCUUGGCAGGACUCUAACAAUUCUGGUUGGUGGAGUUGUUGUAGUAGCGCUGUUGGUAUUUACAGUGGCACUGAUGGUACGCCACCGUGUGUGCAGUAACCAUGACAAUCAACAUGAAAUUGGUGAGGAGGUGGGUUGCUCAGGAACAGACUCCCCACCUUUUCCUGCCAAGGGAGCUGAUGUCUUUUCUCACAGUAAUGAAAAUGGGAAUGUGAUGAUGGUGGUGCUGCCCAAUGGGCUUAUUCAAAAACGAAAAGUGGCAGAGAGAGGGUUGGGGUCACCGCCUAAACCAACUUCCAAAGUAAAACCAAAAACCUUCCCAAAGCCCAAGGUGAAUUUGGAACAGUUCAGAGCAGGACUAGAAGUCGACAUGGGGUCUGUCAGGCCUCUUCCUCCAUACAUGCUGGAGAAAGAGCAAAUGUCUUUGUACUAUACCCCUAGUAAUCAUUCCCCCUCCACACAUACACGGCCAUCACAUCAGUUAGGAGUGAAACUGCUCAAACUGCGCCCUACAAAUAUGGACACAAAUAAACGGUCCAGUUUAAGCUUGGCUCCUCCCCCUACAUACAGUCAUGACAGGAGGUUCAGCACAGGAGGUGGCAUUGUAGUCAGUCGGGGAAGACCAGAGAGUCAGUGGAAUUCCUCACUGGCCUAUCAGAGCCCUGUGUUGUCCCGUGAGAGUACUCCUCACAGCGCCCUGCGCUACAAGAGAAGCUCAUCGUUCGAUAUGGGUGAAAUUGCCACAACAGCCUGCUAUAGUUAUGCCAAGAGACUUAGCAUAAUCUGGACCAAACGGAGCCAGUCGUUACAUGGCAUGCUUGUCCAGUGCACUUCAGCAAGAAGCACCGCAACAACCAGCAGUGGCAGCGAAGAUUUCCACAUGCAGCAUGCACGCGGGCACAUCCGUGCCUACAAUGCCACCAGUUCAAAUUCUAACCCUCCAAAAGUGGAGGCUAAUACAAAUUCAAAGAACCAGUGGCUGAAGGAUGAAGAAAAGGACAAAGAAAAGGUAGAAGAGCUUGAGGCGAGUGUGGUGUAG